Salvia hispanica is the source of this 1550-nucleotide messenger RNA. Lineage: Eukaryota; Viridiplantae; Streptophyta; Magnoliopsida; Lamiales; Lamiaceae. The record is from RefSeq and is a predicted model, not a curated record.
CAUACUCGUACAUAGAAAAGGUUGAAAAUAACAACAGAAAUGGAAGAGACGAUAGUGCUUUACUCCACACCAGAACACCUCAAUUCCCUCACAUGUCUCGCUCUCUUCAUCGCUAAACACCACCCUUCUAUCUCCGUCGCCGUCCUCUCCACCGACGCGCCUCCCAUCCCCGCUGCUUCUUCCGUCACCUUCCUCCGCCUCCCCUCCCCCGAUCUCCCCGCCAAAUUCACCCCAGUCGAGCUCUUCUUCGAAACCCCUCGCCUCAACAACCCCAAUUUUCGACAAGCCCUAGCUCAAAUCUCGCUGAAAUCAAACAUCAGAGCUGUCGUUCUCGACUUCUUCUGCAACUACGCGUUUGAAAUUUGCGAGAGUUUAAGCAUUCCGGUUUACUUCUGCAACACCACCGGCGCGUCCGCCCUCUGCGCUUUGAUGUACUGGCCGCAAUUUCACGACAAAACCGGUGGGAAAUUGGGGGAUUCGGUAGAGAUCCCCGGCUGCCCGGUGAUUCCGGCGGCGGAUCUGCCGGAGAUGCUGCAUUUCCCUCAGAGUCGUAGUUACAAACACUUGAUGGACACGGCGAAGAAUAUUGAGAAAUCGGCCGGAGUCAUCGUCAACACUUUCGCCGCGCUCGAGGUGAGGGCGCUUGAAGCGCUGAGGAACAAUCUCUGCACGACGAAUCCGCCGAUCUACGCGAUCGGGCCGUUGAUUGAUGUGAGAAUUAGAAACGACGCCGUUGACGAAUGCCUCCGGUGGCUCGAUUCGCAGCCGAGUAAGAGCGUGAUUUUCCUCUGCUUCGGGAGAAGAGGCGCGUUUUCGGGGGAGCAAUUGAGGGAGAUCGCAAUCGGAUUGGAGAAUUCCGGCUACAGAUUCGUGUGGGCGGUGCGGAGCUCCGGAUCGGGAUCGGAGGAGCUGGAAUCUGUGCUGCCGGAGGGUUUCGUGGAGAGGACGGGAGAAAGGGGGAGAGUGCUCAAGUCAUGGGCGCCGCAGACGGCGGUGCUGAGUCACGGCUCGGUGGGGGGGUUCGUGACGCACUGCGGGCAGAGCUCGGUGCUCGAGGCGGUGUCGUUUGGCGUGCCGAUGAUCGGGUGGCCGUUGUACGCGGAGCAGAGGAUGAACCGGGUUGUCAUGGUGGAGGAAAUGAAGGUGGCGGUGGCGGUGGAGUUAGGGCAGGAGGGGUUCGUGGCGGCGGGGGAGGUAGAGGAGAGGGUUCGGGAGCUGAUGGAGUCGAGGAGGGGGGAGGAGAUCGGGCGGAGGGUGGAGGAAUUGAGAGCUGCGGCGGCAGCCGCGGGGAGGGAGGGUGGAUCGGCGGUGGUGGCGUUGGACGAGUUUAUAACGGCGGUCCAGGGUGCACGUGAGUUGCAUGAGAAUAAGGGCUCGGUGUAAAAGCACUCUAUGCGUGACCGACGUGCAUAAUAUGCUCACGGCUUGCAUGAGUAAUGUUUUUUUUUUGUAAUUAAUGUAUAAAUAUAUUGAUAAAAUAAUUAGCAAUAAAUAAAUAAUGUAAAAGUUACGAAACAAAAUUUUGUAUUAAGUCUUUCUCGUCGCAAAAC